Porites lobata is the source of this 1458-nucleotide messenger RNA. The record is from the annotation of a GenBank genome assembly. Lineage: Eukaryota; Metazoa; Cnidaria; Anthozoa; Scleractinia; Poritidae.
AUGAAGUCACUGAGAGCACAGCUCCUUGCCGUUUUUCUUAUCACCAUUGUGACCCAGAUUGUGGCCGAUUUUGACGAACGACAAUGCUUCUUGCGACAGAACAGGACGUGUUAUCAGUAUUCAAUCACAAGAAGGCAAAGUAUGAUGUGCUCUGUAACUGGCAGGAUAUUCAAACAGUGCCAGCAGAUCUGCAAUGCGGGAAAUUGCAGUCUCACCUGCUCUUCGCCAGAGACGUGCAAGCAGCAAUGUUUUGCAAGCCUCUGCGAGUCUUUAAGCUGCAAUGCAAAGACCUGCGAUCAGUAUUGUAUACGUGGGCGUUGUAAUAUGAUUUGUACUUCCGAAGAAUGCAGGCAGACGUGUGAUGUCAGUGGAUGUGAGAUGAAGUGUCCCGAGAAUGCCAAGCGCUGUAUACAAAAAUGCAGUCGAGGAAACUGUAAGAUGCAUUGUCCCGCAGGAGUGCAAUAUUGUCAGCAGAUAUGCGAAUUGGGAAGAUGUACAAUGUUCUGUGAUGGAAAAGAAUGUGCUCGCAUAUGUCGGAAAAGCAACUGCAUUUACAGUGCUCAACCUGAAAAUGUAACUGCGUUGGUUGUGGAAUCAACCUGCAAUCGAGCUGUAGCUCACAAAGAGAACAUAUGCUAUCAAAACUGUAUCAAGGGAGACUGUGCGCUGGAAACCGUGAAGAACUAUUCCAUGCAGAGUCAGGGAUGCUACGGAGGAAAUUGUAACAUGAGCUGCAGUGCAAAGGAAAAGUGCAGCCAAGUUUGCGUAGGAAGAAAAUGUCAGCUCAUCACCUGCACGUCAGACGUUUGUAUCCAAGAAUGUGUUGCUGGCGGCUGUCACAUGGAAUGUUAUUCAAGGAUCUGCACCCAGAUUUGUAGAGGAGGAAAUUGCAAGAUGGGCUGCUUAUCUUCGUACUCAAAACUCUGUUACCAGACCUGUGUUGGAGGUGGUUGUGUAACAUCGUGUGAAGGUGAAAAUUGUAACCCCAGAUGCUUUGGCGGGAAAUGCAGACAUUCAGUGUAUCAGCCUCCAGGUAUAACGACAAAAGCAACUUGCGACAAGAUUUCGGAUGACACUUGCGUCCAAACGUGCAGAUCAAAAACUGGUUGUGCGUUGGCGAACAGGCCGUCCAACCCAGUACAAAUUUCUAAUCAGACUUGCACGAAUGGUUUUUGUUUUCUGAACUGCACUGGGUCAGAUAUUUGUAAUCAGAAGUGCUCUGGUAAGAAGUGCUACACGGUCUCAUGCAAUGCAAGAGAGUGCGUGCAAGUUUGCAACGGAGAGGAUUGCGGUUUGAUCGAAUGUGAUGCAGACACUUGCACGCAGACGUGCUUUGGUUGGGGGUGCCACCUUAAGUGCCAUCCGUCUGUCCAGGUCUGUAACCAGAUUUGCUUAGCCGAGAAAGGAAGAUGCUUUCAAGAGUGUUGGGCACAAGAAUGUACCUUGACCUUGCUGUAA